GCUUGGAAUGUUGAGGGAAAGCAGUAUCAGAGGUCGGAUGGACUGAACGCCGUCAAGACGGUGGAGUGAUUGGCUUUAACCUAGCGCUUUAAAUAGAAUCAUAACAAUCUCCAGUUUCUAUGUUAGUAAACUACUUGGAUUUCGUCUACUAAUCUUAAAGAUUCAACUCCACCAGGGUGUGCACUAUAUUAGCUCAUCUUUCUGCAAAGAGCACUGCCUAUCUAAGCCUCAUUGUCCAUCAUCCAGUCUUAUUACUGAAAUUAUUUUUUGUCUGUCAUUGACCUAGUCAAUCCUGAGGAAAUAUGGACUUAGGCUAAAGAUUGGUCCUUUGCCCCACUGAAACUUGUCAUUUGCCCUUUGCCAUCUCUGAAGCUUAAGAAGGAAUCCCUCUUCCUUACGACCUAUUACAAUGUAAUUAAUAGGGUUCUUGUGUUCCUGCUUUCCCCACCAGCUAUAAACCGGGUUUCAUCUUAAGCAAAGGCCUGGCAUAGACAAGACAAUUCUGUAGACCUCAGUGACUGGAGGCCUUUAGGUCUCCUCUAAAGACAUGCAGUCUUCAGAGGAGCUGUUUAACAUGAAACUGAAGUCCUUGCAUGGAAACAAAGAAAGUCCAGCUACCAGCCUGCAGUGCAAGUAUAAUGGGGUAGGAAAAGUCAAUGGCACAUCUGCCAUGCCUAAAAUGGGGGUACGUGCCAAGAUAUCAGACUGGCUGCCCAAAAAAGAAGGGUGGGAGAAUCUGUGUGAUUCAAACUAUGAGAGAGUUCAAAAUGGUCAGCCAGACCAAAACAUAGAGAUCACAGAUGUGAAGGAAGCACCCUUGGAACUUGAUCAUCCUGACACAAAAUAUUCACUGAGUGAACUUUUGAGUCAGUCCCCUUUAAAGGGACUUCAUCCUAUUCGACAGCGAAGCAACAGUGAUGUGACUAUCAGUGAUAUAGAUGCUGAGGAUAUAAAGCAUCAAAAAGCUGUCAACCCAAACACUGGUGCCUCAUUGCAUCGGGAAUAUGGCAGCACUUCCUCUAUUGACCAGCAAGGUCUAGGUGGGGAUGGAGUCCUUGCACUGUUAAAGGGUUAUAGAGUAGAUAAAUUAGAUCAUCUGAAUACAUACUCAAUUGGUUUCCCAGAGCUGCGUUACAACAACGCUCCCUCACCUAGCUUGCAGACAGCAGCUCAGAUUGCACGUGGAGAGAUCAUUUGUAUCUCAGGCUAUGAUUAUGCAGGCAGUUCCCUUCUCUACAGUCAAGAAAGAGAGAAGUCCUUCGUGCACCGGCUCAAGUCAGAGUCAUCUGAGACAUCUCUCUUCCGGAAGUUGAAAACUAUUAAAAGUGAGCAUGAUUGUCUCCGCCUCUCAAUAGAGCAGGAAGACAGGUGGUCUCUUGGUGUCCCGAAAUGCUUUGCUCACUAUGAUGUGCAGAGUGCACUCUUUAACGUUAGUGAUGCUGUGGCAAAUCAAGUCAACCUUGGUCAUAGGAAGAACACUACUACUGGUGCCUCUGCUGCUUCACAGUAUCAAGUCCCAUGUAGUGGUCCAGUAUGUGGAAAUAAUAGUGGAACUGCACCAAUGUUUGAAUCUCCGCUGAGCAACCAUGAAGAGUUGAAGCCAAAACAGAAUAUUGAUGCAGAUGAGGGUGAUGGAAAGAGCAAUGGGCUAGUACUAAGUUGCCCACAUUUCCGGAAUGAGAUUGGUGGCGAGGGUGAAAGGAGGAUUUCUCUGUCCAGAGCCAACAGUGCCAACUACAGUGGAGGAGAAAGCUGCUCCUUUGAGUCCUCAUUAAGCUCUCACUGCACCAAUGCUGGUGUUUCUGUGCUGGAAGUACCUCGGGAAAACCAACCAGUUCAUCGUGAAAAAGUGAAACGAUACAUCAUUGAGCACAUUGACUUGGGGGCAUACUAUUAUCAUAAAUAUUUCUAUGGAAAAGACCACCAGAAUUACUUUGGCAUGGAUGAGAACCUGGGUCCCGUGGCCAUCAGUGUGCGACGAGAAAGGCUUGAAGAGAUGAAGGAGAAGGAGGGGUUAGCAUACAAUUACCGUAUUGUCUUCAGGACCAGUCAGCUUACUACUCUUCGAGGAUCAAUUCUGGAAGAUGCAGUGCCUUCCACAGUGAGGCAUGGCACAGCCCGUGGCCUUCCCCUGAAGGAGGUGUUGGAGUAUGUAGUUCCUGAGCUCAACAUUCAGUGCCUUCGACUGGCUCUCAACUCCCCCAAAGUCCCUGAACAGCUUCUCAAACUGGAUGAGCAGGGGCUAAGUUUCCAGCACAAGGUGGGUGUGUUGUACUGUAAGGCAGGUCAGAGCACAGAGGAAGAAAUGUACAAUAAUGAGAAUGGUGGACCUGCACUGGAGGAAUUCCUGGACCUGCUUGGACAGAGAGUGCGACUAAAGGGCUUCAAUAAGUACAAGGCACAGCUAGAUAAUAAGACGGACUCUACAGGAACCUACUCACUCUACACUACUUACAAGGACUAUGAACUAAUGUUUCAUGUGUCCACUCUCCUACCCUACACACCCAAUAACAGACAACAGCUGCUCAGAAAGAGACACAUCGGAAAUGACAUUGUCACCAUUGUGUUUCAAGAACCAGGAGCCCUGCCCUUCACGCCUAAAAACUUUCGCUCCCACUUCCAGCAUGUAUUUGUUAUUGUUAAAGUCCAUAAUCCAUGCACUGAAAACGUCUGCUACAGUGUUGCUGUAUCAAGAUCAAAAGAUGUGCCUUUGUUUGGUCCUCCAAUUCCUAAAGCUGUGACCUUCCCAAAGUCAUCUGUCUUCAGGGACUUUCUGCUUGCCAAGGUAAUCAAUGGUGAGAAUGCCGCACACAAGUCAGAGAAGUUCUAUGCUAUGGCUACCCGAACACGCCAAGAGUACCUUAAAGACCUAGCUGAGAACUUUGUGAGCACAGCUACUGUGGACUCAGCUCUGAAGUUCAGCUUCAUCACACUGGGUGCCAAGAAAAAAGAGCGGAUCCUACCACGUAGGGAUGCCCACCUCCACAGUAUAGGAGCCAUCAUGUGGAGUGUGGUGGCAUGGGAUUUCACCCAAUCAGUGGAUGUUCAGUGCCUGCUUGGCAUCUCCAAUGAGUUCAUUGUGCUGAUCCAGGAAGAGUCAAAGAAUGUGGUCUUCAAUUGCUCCUGUCGUGAUGUGAUAGGCUGGACCUCCACCAUCAUGAGCAUUAAAGUAUUCUAUGAACGUGGCGAGUGUAUGAUGUUCUCAGCCCAGGAAGGCUUUGGAGAAGACAUCAGGCAAAUCGUCCACCGGCUUGAGAUAACCACCCAUGGCUGUGAGACCACACAAAUGGCACUUCGUCGAAAUGGCUUGGGACAGCUGGGUUUCCAUGUCAACUUUGAAGGCAUUGUGGCUGAUGUUGAGGCAUUUGGAUUUGCAUGGAAAGCAGGCCUGCGCCAGGGCAGCCGCCUGGUGGAGAUUUGUGAGGUGGCUGUAGCCACACUUACUCAUGAGCAGAUGAUCGACUUGCUACGCACUUCCAUCACAGUCAAGGUGGUGAUUAUUCAGCCUCACCAGGAUGGUACUCCCAGAAGAGGUUGUUCGGAGCUGUACCGCAUUCCCAUGGUGGAAUACAAGCUCGACAGUGAAGGCACACCCUGUGAAUAUAAGACCCCAUUCAGGAAGAACACCACCUGGCACCGGGUGUGCACUACUCCAGGGGGCCAGCCCCUACCGCGAAGCUCACCCACUCAGGGUCCUGAACAAGUGCAAUGCCAACCAAUCUCGCAGCACAUUGAGAUAUCCAUCUCACGCAGCACGUCAUUCGACAGGAAACUGCCAGACAUCUCCAGGAUGGCACAUGAUCUGGAAAACCCACAGAUAUCCUGUAGUAAGGUACAGGCCAGUCAACACUACCGUAGCUCACCCAGUAACCAGUCUUCAUCCAGUGACCCAGGGCCAGGUGGCAGCACAACAUGGAUCCAAUGGCCAGGAUAUGAUGGGUGUCAUUCACCUAUACUGCACGAGCAAUCAUCUGAUCCUCCUGCCCAAGACAUAGGAGGUGAUGAAAGCUUGAAAGAGAAACAACCAAUGUUGGAGAGGGCACGCUCUGCAGAGGCCAAGUGGCACACUCCUUCAACAAAGAUACUCAACUCUCUGAAUGAGAGAGGCAAAGACUCGCCUAACAAACUGGCCCGGGGCAGAGAUAAGACCUCCAGCCACUCAAGCAUCACGCUGUCAAGCAGUGCCUCUAGCAGUAAUAGUGAUGAGAAACACUUUGGUUCAGGUGACCUGAUGGACCCAGAGUUGUUGGGUCUCACCUACAUCAAAGGAGCUUCGACUGACAGUGGCAUAGAUACAACACACUGCUGUGCACAAGUUCCACUCACAGGGGAUACCCUUGCUGCCAUGGAACACCUGGUGCUGCAACACCAGGCAGCAGAGGACCAGGGACACACUUGGACUCAGGAGCAUCCAGAGAACAGAGACAAGAAACCUGUACAGCUGUACCUGCCUCAGAGUUAUACCAUGACCAGACAAACAGGCAUUAACAGCGGCAUGAGAGAGUUGAGAGAGAUCUCAUCACACUCAAGACAGCUGUACUUGGUGGAGGAAAUGUGCCAUAUCCAGGAAGGAGAAAGAGAAAGAGAGGAGGGGUGCAGGGACCAGUCAGACAUGACAAAGGAGUACCUAAAGGUUAUGCAUUCAGACAGUCUGCCUGGAGAAGAGGUCUGCAGGAAGGCUUUGGUCUCAGAAAGUCCACUUCCCUGCCGUGUACUGUACCGCGCUCUGUCAGAAGAGAGUAUGUGCAGUAAUCGCAAAGGCUCAUCCUAUGCCAGCUCCCGCAGCUCAGUGCUUGAUCAGGUUCUACCAAAUGAUAUACUGUUCAGCAGCACUCCAGCUUACCACAGCACUCUCCCCUCUCGCAUUGGCUGCAGCCAGCCUGUAUCCAACCUCCGGAAUGAGGUCUGUUUUUCUGAUGGCUCCUUGGCAGACAGGUCAAAGUUUAGUGAUCCAGGACUCCUCCCCCUACCGGACACAGCCACAGGUCUGGACUGGUCCCAUCUUGUUGAUGUUGCUCGAGCCUUUGAAGAUCAGAAUAUGGCUACUGUCUACAUAAUGACUGACAUGCAGGGAGCUAAACCUGUUCAGAGCGCUCAAGAGCCCAUCAGACAGGCUGCUGCAGUGGAAGGAGCUAUACUACAGCCUGGAAAUGGCACAUCUGCCACUCUGACUGGUAAGGUCAACCAACUUGAAGUCAUCCUGAAGCAGCUCCAGCAUGACUUAAGAAAGGAGAAAGAGGAUAAAGCCAUCUUGCAGGUGGAGGUACAACAUCUUCGACAAGAUAAUAUCCGUCUACAGGAGGAGAGUCAAACAGCAUCUGCGCAACUCAGGAAAUUCACGGAAUGGUUCUUUAAUUCCAUUGACAAAAACCCUGAGAACAGUUGAGCCUAUUGUGUUAGCUAAGUAUAUAGGUGACCCUUUAAUUGUGCAGCUCCUUCCCCAGUGUGAUGUCUGUGUUCAAAAGUUAAAGAGGACCCUUUUAGCAGGGUAAAUCAGCUGCUGUGGCAAUCUCAAUCUAUGCUAACAGACUGCUGGGAUUCCUAAGAGAAAACGGAAAAAGACCUUGGAAAGAGACAUUGCUAACACUGCUCAAUUAGUGAAAGUGAAGGUAAGUGAAAUGAGGAAGAAAAUGAAUGUAAUUCACCUGGGACCUACUUUUGCUUGGUAUAUCAUAUUCAUAUUGCCAGUAUAUCCGACCCCUUAUUUGCUUUGUUGUUUUUGUUGAUCUCCAGCAUUGUGCGAUGAAGUUGUUGGUAAUGCUGCUGACACUAACAGUGUCAUAAUUUUUGAGUGCCAUAUUUUAUAUGCAUUUUUAACAAUAGUUUUCAUAGUAGUUUCCACGCAGCGACAUGUCCUUGCAAUGAUGUAGUAGCAUUAGGAGAAAAUGCAUAAUGUGCACAGUCCCUGCUAGUGCAAAAUGUGAUCAUUUCCUUUUAAGGUUGCAGUUUUACAGUAUUUCUGCUCUAUGCCUCAAAAAGGAUAGUAAGUGUGUGGAAAAUAAUUGUUUAUAUGAGUGGUUUAUCUCUUUUUCAUUUUUGCAUUGAGCAAAAAAGUGUGUGUGUGUGUGUGUGCGCGCGUUCGUGCGUGCGUGUGUGUGUUUCUGUCUCUGUCUGUGUGUGGUUUUUUGUUACAGUAGCAAGUGGUUUUAUAGAGUUAGUUUUUAUUUCUGUAUGUGAGACAGUGAACCACACUCACAAUGCAAAAAUGUGUAUUAUACCUGUACCACAGUUGAAGUGGCUUGUAUUUAACAGCUAUUUAUGUUUAUUUAACCUAAUUUUGUUGAUUUUAUUUAAAAAUAUAUAUUUUUGGUUCUGCACUAAAGAUUGAAGAAACUUUGAGAAGCCUAGACUAAAAUGUGGAUGCCUCAUCAGGGCUGUGUUGAAUAUACAAUUUUUUGUUUAUUUUUUCCAUCACUCCAACAUUUGGAUGCUGCUAGAUUAAACUCAUAUAUAU
Molecule: messenger RNA, 6454 nt
Organism: Ictalurus punctatus (channel catfish)
Lineage: Eukaryota; Metazoa; Chordata; Actinopteri; Siluriformes; Ictaluridae
Product: signal-induced proliferation-associated 1-like protein 2
Exons: 20
Coding region: 548-5386 (1612 amino acids)
Biological process (GO): activation of GTPase activity; regulation of small GTPase mediated signal transduction
Cellular component (GO): cytoplasm
Molecular function (GO): GTPase activator activity; protein binding
Source: RefSeq, a predicted model, not a curated record